ACUCAGUCUGGUCGGCUCCUUGCGCUCGGCGGCCGCGGCGGCAGCAGCAGACGUUGGCGGCCGAGCUGCUAGGGGCAGUUCCGCCGGGUUUUACCGUCCAAGACUUCCUUCGGGGCACCCCAGGCAGCAAACCAAGAUGGAGUAUGAGUGGAAACCUGACGAGCAAGGGCUUCAGCAAAUCCUGCAGCUGCUGAAGGAGUCCCAGUCCCCAGACACCACCAUUCAGAGAACGGUGCAACAAAAACUGGAACAACUCAAUCAAUACCCAGAUUUUAACAACUACCUGAUUUUUGUUCUCACAAAAUUAAAAUCUGAAGAUGAACCCACAAGAUCAUUGAGUGGUCUUAUCUUGAAGAAUAAUGUGAAAGCACAUUUUCAAAACUUUCCAAAUGGUGUAACAGACUUUAUUAAAAGUGAAUGUUUAAACAAUAUUGGUGACUCCUCUCCUCUGAUUCGAGCUACUGUAGGUAUUUUGAUUACAACCAUAGCCUCCAAGGGAGAAUUGCAGAAUUGGCCUGACCUCUUACCAAAACUGUGUAGCUUGUUGGAUUCUGAAGAUUACAACACCUGUGAAGGAGCAUUUGGUGCCCUUCAGAAGAUAUGUGAAGAUUCUGCUGAGAUUUUAGAUAGCGAUGUUUUAGAUCGUCCUCUCAACAUCAUGAUUCCCAAAUUUUUACAGUUCUUCAAGCAUAGUAGUCCAAAAAUAAGGUCUCACGCUGUUGCAUGUGUCAAUCAAUUUAUUAUCAGUAGGACUCAAGCUCUGAUGUUGCACAUUGAUUCUUUUAUUGAGAAUCUUUUUGCAUUGGCUGGUGAUGAAGAACCAGAGGUACGGAAAAAUGUAUGCCGGGCACUUGUGAUGUUGCUUGAAGUUCGAAUGGACCGCCUGCUUCCUCACAUGCAUAAUAUAGUCGAGUACAUGCUACAGAGGACCCAAGAUCAAGAUGAAAAUGUGGCUUUAGAAGCCUGUGAAUUUUGGCUCACUUUGGCUGAACAGCCAAUAUGCAAAGAUGUACUCAUAAGGCAUCUUCCUAAGUUGAUUCCUGUGUUAGUGAAUGGUAUGAAGUACUCAGAUAUAGAUAUUAUCCUUCUUAAGGGUGAUGUUGAAGAAGAUGAAACAAUUCCUGAUAGUGAACAGGAUAUAAGGCCACGUUUUCAUCGGUCAAGGACAGUGGCUCAGCAGCAUGAUGAAGAUGGGAUUGAAGAAGAAGAUGAUGAUGAUGAUGAAAUUGAUGAUGACGAUACAAUUUCUGACUGGAAUCUAAGAAAAUGUUCUGCUGCUGCCCUGGAUGUUCUCGCAAAUGUGUAUCGCGAUGAGCUACUGCCACAUAUUUUGCCCCUCCUGAAAGAAUUACUUUUUCAUCAUGAAUGGGUUGUUAAAGAAUCAGGCAUCCUGGUUUUAGGAGCAAUUGCUGAAGGUUGCAUGCAGGGCAUGAUUCCAUACCUGCCUGAGCUCAUUCCUCACCUUAUUCAGUGCCUCUCUGAUAAAAAGGCUCUUGUGCGUUCCAUAACGUGCUGGACUCUUAGCCGCUAUGCACACUGGGUAGUCAGCCAGCCACCAGACACAUACCUGAAGCCAUUAAUGACAGAAUUGCUAAAACGUAUCCUGGAUAGCAACAAGAGAGUACAAGAAGCUGCCUGCAGUGCCUUUGCUACCCUAGAAGAGGAGGCUUGUACAGAACUUGUUCCUUACCUUGCUUAUAUACUUGAUACCUUGGUCUUCGCAUUUAGUAAAUACCAGCAUAAGAACCUACUUAUUCUUUAUGAUGCCAUAGGAACAUUAGCAGAUUCAGUAGGACAUCAUUUAAACAAACCAGAAUAUAUUCAGAUGCUAAUGCCUCCACUGAUCCAGAAAUGGAACAUGUUAAAGGAUGAAGAUAAAGAUCUGUUCCCUUUACUUGAGUGCCUAUCAUCCGUUGCCACAGCCCUGCAGUCUGGCUUUCUUCCUUACUGUGAACCUGUAUAUCAGCGUUGUGUAAACCUAGUACAGAAGACUCUUGCACAAGCCAUGCUGAACAAUGCUCAACCAGAUCAGUAUGAAGCUCCAGAUAAAGAUUUUAUGAUAGUGGCUCUUGAUUUACUCAGUGGCCUGGCAGAAGGACUUGGAGGCAACAUUGAACAGCUGGUAGCCAGAAGUAACAUCCUCACACUAAUGUAUCAAUGCAUGCAGGAUAAAAUGCCAGAAGUUCGACAGAGUUCUUUUGCUCUAUUAGGUGACCUGACAAAAGCCUGUUUUCAGCAUGUUAAGCCUUGUAUAGCCGAUUUCAUGCCAAUAUUGGGAACCAACCUAAAUCCAGAAUUUAUUUCAGUGUGCAACAAUGCCACAUGGGCAAUUGGAGAAAUCUCCAUUCAAAUGGGUAUAGAGAUGCAGCCUUAUAUUCCUAUGGUGUUGCACCAGCUUGUAGAAAUUAUUAACAGACCCAACACACCAAAGACGUUGUUAGAGAAUACAGCAAUAACAAUUGGUCGUCUUGGUUACGUUUGUCCUCAAGAGGUGGCCCCCAUGCUACAGCAGUUUAUAAGACCCUGGUGCACCUCUCUGAGGAACAUAAGAGACAAUGAGGAAAAGGAUUCAGCAUUCCGCGGGAUUUGUACCAUGAUCAGUGUGAAUCCCAGUGGUGUAAUCCAAGAUUUUAUAUUUUUUUGUGAUGCUGUUGCAUCAUGGAUUAACCCAAAAGAUGAUCUCAGAGACAUGUUCUGUAAGAUCCUUCAUGGAUUUAAAAAUCAAGUUGGGGAUGAAAAUUGGAGGCGUUUCUCUGACCAGUUUCCUCUUCCUUUAAAAGAGCGUCUUGCAGCUUUUUACGGUGUUUAAUAUAAUACACUUAAGCUGCAGUUACAAAAUUAGGGGUCCUUUGGUCUUGGAGACUAUGAGGGAGCCUCUGCACCCAGGGAAAAUGUUACCCUUUACAGGGGGGAAGGGUAAACCAGUAGGGAAUACAGUACAAUCCCAACCCUACUGGGAGGGGCGGGAGGGAGGUGUUGCCGUCACUGUAUUAAGUCGAUGUUUGGAAACGUUUUAACAUCUGGAGCCUUUGUGGGUGGAAAUCUGUCUCCAAUUACUCCGCACUGGAUGUGAAGAAGCAAAAAACAAAUAUAUAUAUAUAUAUUCAGUCUACUCACAAAACAGUACAUUCUGGAAUAUUAUGGGGAAUUGUACCAAAACAAGAACCGUAUGAAUAAUGCAUAGGGAUAAGAAAGGAAAAAUUAUAUAGUGCACAAUAAAGGAAACCUAAGAAUGGGGGUUACAGACAGUAAAGAAGAAUUUUUGGUUUUUAAUUUAAGGUUUUUAUAUAAAUUUUCCCACAUAGUGGGGCCUUUUUUUGCAUGCUGAUGAGAACUACACAAAUGAAGCAAAUAGAGGUAAAAUCAGCUUGCCUUCCCAUAGAAGCAGGUUCUUGGAAGUUACAAUUUAAGGUACCCCCCAAAAAAAUUGGAAAUAAAACAAACUAAUUUAAACAAUGAAGCACCCUGUGAAAUGCCAAAUGAGUCACUCCUUUUACCUUUGUGGGAUGGGCAGGGAGGGAGGAAUAAAGGGUUGGGCAUAUCAAACUAAAGAUGACAUCUUAAUUUUGCAUUAAAAGCAUUAAUGUAGUGGAUAUAAUUUGAUGGUUGUACUUCAUUAGAUUUAAUUUCUAGGCCAAGAUGUUACUUUUAAAGUGCAGUUUAAGGUUCAGGCAUGCAUUCCGGCUCAAUAGUGAUUGAAAGUAAUUUAAACUAGUGGGAAAGUAGCAUGCUUGCAUCACAUAGAGUGAGGUCGAUAUUCAUUUACCUAUGUUGCGCCAGUUUGUGUUGCAGUUUACCAAUUCGAUAUAGCCCUGCAUUUAAAAUUCCUUUUUAAGAUUUGUGGAUUUUAUUUUUUAAUUAAGAAUAUAGAUAUAUAAAGUACUGUAGUUUACAGCUAGGCCUUGAAAUACCUUUUUAGGAUCUGUUAGGAAUAAGAUUGAUAUUGUAUCGUGUGUAACCUGCACAAUGUGGAAAGCUGAUAUACCUGUGCAAAAUCUUUGCCUCUGUGCUGUCAGUGUGAUGUGCUUUCUGCAUGGUUAUAUACUACUAGUGAUUUUAUCAAAACUUCUAAAAUUUAAAUUACAUGGUAAAAGAUCUGUAAAAGGCUGCAUAAAUGUUAGUUGGCACAUAAAAACAAUUGUAGAAGUUGAAAAUGAUUGCUAUAUUUCAAUGUUUAUUCCCACUCAACAUAAUGCCUUCUAAGCUUUCUUUUCUUUUUUUUUCUUUUUCUUUUUUUUUUUUCUGUUUUUGUUCAAAGCAUGAUCUUAAAGAUAUGUUUAAGUUAAUGGACGUAACGCAGGGUUCCUACACUGUAUUGGCGCAUGUUGGUGGCCCUUUGUGCCCUAGAUAUAUGCACACAGGGUGCAAGUUAAAAGCUACAGAGUGAAAGUUGAUUUGGAUCCUCUUCAUUUCAUUUGUUUAGCUUUUCUGUUAUUUUUCUCUACUUACAUGUAUUCCUGUGAAUAAAUCCUUGUUAAGUUAACCCUUUACUUUUCUUUCCAUGUGUAUUUUCUUAUAUACUGUGAAUGUGAAAACCUAACUGGUACACUUGAUCUUGUGUCCAUAUGAAAGUGCAAGUCUUUAUUAAUUUGGAUUGCCUGAACAGUGUAUCCCAUGAUGAUGAAGGAAAAUGGAGAGAUUUUUCUUUUUAACUCUGCUGGUCAGAGAUGAAGCCACGCCUUUCCAUUUUUCGAUGCUGCAUAUUUAAUCUGCAACAAAAAUGUUAAGCCAUAACAGCCUUUUUAUAUUUUAGUUUGUCACCUUUGCAUUGCAGAAUAAAUACUGAAUAACCAUUUUUAUAAGCAGUCGCUCCUCUUUGCAUGGUUCUAUUCUCUAAAAGUGUUGAAUGAUACAGCCAUUGCACUGAAGUUUGAGCUGUGUGCGUGUGAAUUUAUAAAUACUGUUUCAGAUAAUUUCAAAUGCAUGGCAGCAUGCAGAAAGGUUUUUGUUAUUGUGCGUAUGGUUUUUUAUUUGUUUGUUUUUUUUUGUUUUUGUUGUUUUUUAACACAUUCUUUCUUCUUUCCUAUACUUUGGCUUUGCAAAUUUCAGUCAGUAGAACUUGAUUUAUAAUGCUAAUUUUUUUUUUAAUUGUAAGUUGGAUUUGAAGGGUCUGUAGCAUUUUGCUUUCUAGUACCAUUGCUUCACUGGGAACUAAAAAUUUGCAUCCCAGUUCUUAAUAGAUUAAUAGAAUAGCUUUUUAUGCAUAAAGUAUAAUGAUAUCCUAUAGUGCUUUAAAUACCUUUUAGAGUUCAAUAUGGGGGAUACUUUAAUAUUCUGAAAUAAGUAGUAAGUGUGUUAAAAUGAAUGAAAUUAUCAAAUUCUUCUCUAAGCACAGUAAAAUGACUACAUACCAACCUUCUAUAAAGUCAUCUGAACUUGCAAUUGAUAAUUCUAUAUUGACUAAAAGUAAUAUUGUCCUUGUCUGAUGAGAAAUUAGUUUCCAGUUAGGCAGAUCUGUAACAUGAAACAUAAUUGUGCCCAUUUUGUAGACAUCAGACCUGUUUUUGUAGGGAAUUUAAUUAUAAAAUAGAAAAUAAAACUAAUAGGACUGGCAACCUGAAAUUGGGUUGGGUUUUUUGUUUUAUUUUUUGUUUUAUUUUUCCCCCUUGAGGUUAUUUUCUUCCUAAUUUAUAUUUCAGAUAUGUAGUAUAUAGCACAGGAAUUUGCAGAAGCCAUUUAAGUUAUCUUUUGAGGUAAGCUCUGAUUUAGCAUUUUUUCUGAUAAAACCUAAUACAUCAUGGGAUAUAUAUAAAGCAACUUAAUUCUUGUGGUGUAGUCUUAAUAGUUUUGAAUGUUGACUGAAUGUCUUUGAAAUUGUGAGUUUGUCUUUGUUACAUUCCAGUGUUUCUGCCUCUUGGCAUGCUUAAAGCACGGCUUACUUCACCUGCUCCUUACACACUAAAAUGCUGUUAGUGUGCUCGACUACAGAAAUAGCCGCUGCUAAGUGAUGUAGAUUUUCUACUUGAAUAUUUUUAUGUUGUAGGAACCUCAGGAGGUCAGUGUUUACUGUUUUAUAUAUGCCUUCUUUUUCCUGUUCGAGCUUCUCUCUUUGAAGGAUUCUAACAGAACAAAAGCUGCUGAUCAACCUAAGUUGGAAACAGAAAGUGUAUUUAAUAUAAUUUAAGUGCAUGUUUGGCAGUUUCAUGUUACGGUCCAUUAGCAAGUGAACUUAGUGCCACAGAUAGUCUUUUUUUUUUUCUUCUUUCUGGAAAGAAUUUUGCUUUUGUAUUGUCUAAUCUCUUUAAUGACUUCAUACUGUGUAAAAAAAAAAAUCACUUUUAUAUGUUUUUUGGUUGGUUAUUUCCCAGGUAAUCAACAUGUAAAUAAUCUUUAAGAGCCAGUUCUGAUGCUUUACAUUGUUGCUACUUGAUUUUGUUACGCAAGUUAGAAUUCAGAAUAGAUUUUAAACACUCAACCAAGCCAUUAUUACAUCUUAAAAACAAAACAAGUAGCAUACAUUUUGUAAUUAACAUAUUGAUAAACACUGUGAUUUUUUUGGUUAAGACUUUUUCAUUGAUCUGAAUUGCUUAAAUUGCAUAUAUUGUAAAAUAGAAUCAGAUGUAUAUUUUAAAAUAAUUUCAACUGACUUUCCUCUUGUAAAGCUUUGUCUACUCAGUUAUAAAUAUUCAGAUACAAGUUUUAUCUCAGGUGAAUACUCUUGUAUCAUUUUUGCUUUGGUGACAUGCUUAUAAAGGGGUCAUAUACUUUAUUUUUUAGUGUAUUUCAUUAAGAACCUUCCUAUUUAGUCUGAUUUUUCCAGUUAUUCUAGCAGACUGGGGUGGUAUAAAGCCGUCCUGACAAGCCUUUUUCAUGCAGAUUUACCUGAAAGUGAGUUAGAUUUGGUCCUCCUUUUUUCCACAUCCUCAAAAAUAGGAAAGUGGAAAAAUUUUCCCCCAGUAUAAAAUUGCCCUGCAUGACUAAAAUGCCAGAAUUAAACUAAUUAUGUCCUAAGCCCCUCUUGUCUAAAUUUAAGUCCUUUGCCAUGAGGAGAAAGGUGAUUUUUUUUUUUUUUUGCUUCCUAUAGUUAAUCUAUAUUAUUCAUAUUGAAUGUAUUAACAGAUAACGGUGCAAAAACAUUCUUCCCAAGAGAAGAGUGUAUCAUGCAUAACUGCGAUUUAAAUCCUUUCUUUGGUAGUACUUUAAAACACAACUUUGCUUAUUUAAUUAUUUUUGCAAAUAAUACAAGGGGAAAACACUAACUAUUGCUACUAUUACUGUUAAUGAAGUGUAGGCUUUGGAAUAUUUAAGAAGACUGUGGUCUUUUGGAUAGCUAAAGGCCUGGGAUAAUCUAGAUGAAAAAUCAGAUAAAUAAUGAGCUGUGUUAAUAUUAUCUAGUGUUAAUACCAUGCAAUAUAAUAGUAUACCGACUUAGUGCAUUUCAUACUGUAUUACAUAUGGAGAUGCUUCUAAUGCCUCUUUAAAUUUAAAUUUUACCCAAGUUUGUUUAAUUCACCUGAAUACUUCACAGGUGACUUGCUUUUUUUUUUUUUUUUUUUUUCCUUUUUUAGUUUUACAUAGGCCUUUCCCCUGUUGGCAUCUACUUCUAUGUAGAUAAUUCUUUAUCCUUUUGCUUGAUUAUUCUGAAUUUUAUUUUUUUUUAAGUACAUUUGAAUUUCCAGCUACUGUGUAUCAUGGUUUGUAUCCCAGAAUGUAUUGUUUUCUUUUUUUUAAAAAAUGCAGAAUAGUUGAAUGUAUGCAUGAGUUUGAGGGAAGUUAAACAUGAUAAUUUUUUAAACCUCUUGUACAUUUUAAAACCAGGCCAACUCUAUUUGCCAAGCAGUAUAUCACUAAUUAGAAAACCAGUAGUUCCCUUAUAUUACGAGUUUUGUUUAUGUAUGAUAGAGUCUUCUUAUACCAUGGCUUGGUAUUAUGCAGAAGUAGCUGUUUUACAGGCCUAAUUUUCUUUCUGAAAGCCCAUGAUAACAUCAUUGGCCUAUAAGGCAAAGUUGGUCCCCUCCUGAUAUAAGCUUCUUAAAGGGUUCAGCUGUACUUUCCUCAUUACUGUUGUUAUCCUUUGUGUGGACAUAUAACCAAAUUAAGCUAGGGUGGUUUUUAUGGAGAUAAUAAUUAGACAAUACUAUAUAAUUCAUUUUACUCAAUAGAUUAUCAUCUUGUGAGAAGAGAUCUUUAAAUGUGGUAAAUGACUUCACUUCAUAUUAUAAAACAGUUUUACACUUAAUAUUCAUGUUAACAUUGGGUGCAAUAAUUUAGUAGUGUUAGCUUUAGUUAUAAAAAACUGGAUCUUUCUGCUGACAACUUAGGUUGUAUGAGUUAUGCUUAAAAGCUUUAAAUCUGAUGUUUCCUAUACUACCACACUAUGUUAGAAUGUGUCCUUCAAACAUAUCCUCCUGCAACUUCUCAAACUGUACUAAAUUGGUAUUUCCUGAAGUCUAACUCUGUGCUAACAGAUCUUCAUUUUAAAUAGAAUACGGUUUUAAUUUUUGAUAAGCUGCUGAAUUUUAAAGAGAGUUUUUUGGGGCCACCAAAUAUUUUGGAUCAUGCAGAGAAUAUAUAUUGUACUGUAGUAAUUUUGUAUUUACAUUUGUAUGAUGUGACAUAAUAGAUGUGAAUGUUAAUCACUGCUUGACUAUGUUAAUAAAGUUGUUUAACUAUA
Molecule: messenger RNA, 8614 nt
Organism: Tupaia belangeri chinensis (Chinese tree shrew)
Lineage: Eukaryota; Metazoa; Chordata; Mammalia; Scandentia; Tupaiidae
Gene: TNPO1
Product: transportin 1
Exons: 25
Coding region: 137-2809 (890 amino acids)
Biological process (GO): protein import into nucleus
Molecular function (GO): small GTPase binding
Source: RefSeq, a predicted model, not a curated record